GGUCAGCAUUUAAAUCAGAAAUAUCAGCCCUUCCGACGCGAUUUGGAUUUUGUUUUAGAAGCAUCCAGCCGAUAUGAGAGUAAAGAAGUCCUUUAUUUGCGUUGUAAGGCACGAUGUCCUCUGCACCACCAUCGGAUAGAACCUUCUACAGCACCGGAGCACGCAAAUAUGAGAAAUAUUUCGAACGGACGAGAUGCUUUAUAUGCACGAGCAGGAAGAUUUGCAGCGAUCACCAAUUACCAUGAACCUCAAAAUAUUGACUCAGGACUUUUAUUGUCUCGCGGAGCUAUAAUAAAGACAAUUUUGGAAUCUAAUUAUCCAUUAGAACAAUGCUUAAAUACUAUUAAAAGUGAAUCUCAUAUGUAUGGUGGAUUUAAUUUAAUAAGUGUGGACUUAAGUGAUGAGCAUUCAAAAAUGAGAUAUUUGUCCAAUAGAGGAUUUGGCAAGAUUGAACAUUUAAAAUCCGGAGAGAUUUACGGAUUAUCUAACUCUUUACUAGAUGAACCUUGGCCAAAAGUAAAGUUUGGUAAUAAUGAAAUGAAAACAAUUUGUGAGCAAGAACAGACUGAAGAACAAUUAAUUAGGAGUACCACGUAUCCCGGCGAAAAUUCAAAUUUUAAGAUGUCUAUUCGAAUACCGAAAUCUGAUAACCAUGAUGUCACUCGAACAAGCACUGUUAUUCUUGUGGAUCGUGAUGAUAAUGUAGUGUUUGUUGAGAAAACUUGGUUUGAUGAUGAUGAAAAUAUUAUUGAAGAAGAUAAAUGCUAUCGGUGGUUUAGGUUCCAAAUAG
Racocetra fulgida is the source of this 790-nucleotide messenger RNA. The record is from the annotation of a GenBank genome assembly. NCBI's taxonomy places the organism in Eukaryota, Fungi, Glomeromycota, Glomeromycetes, Diversisporales, Gigasporaceae.